AUGCCAACAACCCAUGAUGACCAUUCCUUGUCUGUCACAUCAACAAGAACAAAAGUAGAAUUCAACAAUAAACAAGCAACAAGCAACAAUAUGGAUCACUCGGAACUUAUUCAAGAGAUGGUGUUGUUGGAGAAAAUGACAGCACAGGAGCGACUCAAACACGCACGACGUAGACGACAACAGCAAUUGAAAAAUUGGAUGCAACGAGAAGGAUUAACGAGUAAUGGAACAACCGUAUCAAAUGGUGUAUCAACGAAAUUGAGAAAAACUGCGGUUAAAUUUUCCGAAAAUGUCGUCCUAUUAGAAGCCACAGCACGGCAAGACAUCGAGGAAGUUCGUAAUUUACUUCAAUCAGGCAAAUACAGUCCAAAUACCUCAAAUGAAGAUGGUCUGACGCCCAUUCAUCAGUGUUCAAUCGAUAAUAGCGAGAAACUAUUGCGAUUACUAAUCGAGUAUGGUGGCGAUGUCAAUGCCAGAGAUCGUGAUCUAUGGACUCCCCUUCAUGCAGCAGCAACUUGCGGUCAUUUGCAAAUCUGUCGAGUGCUGAUCGAAAAUGGUGCUGAAUUGUUAGCGUUAAACGCUGAUGGUAAUAUGCCGUAUGAUAUAUGUGACGACGAUAUAACUCUCGAUUAUAUUGAAACGCAAAUGGAUCGAAUUGGUAUUACACAAGAGAUGAUUGACAAGACCCGAUCACAAGUUGAAAAUCAAAUGUUAAUCGAUCUUCAAAACCUUGUUAGAAAGAAAUCAGUCGGCUCCCUACGCUCGAUCGAUGAUAUACUUUCCUUUCGAAAUUCCGAAGGUGUAACACCGCUACACAUCGCUAGUGCGAAUGGUUAUCAAACAGUAGUAGAGUAUCUUCUAAAACAGCAUGUAUCCAUCAAUCUGCAAGACAGCGAUGGAUGGACGCCGACUCAUGCUGCUGCGUUUUGGUGUCAGCAAUCGAUUUUAACGGAGUUGAUUCGAGCCGGAGCAGAUAUUUACGAGAAAAUCCUCGAUGGCCGUUCGGCAGUUGAUCUGUGUGAUGAUCCCGAUUUGCGUUCGUACAUGAUCGAUUUCUAUGAACAGAAUCUUCGCAAUCAAGAAAAAGCUGCAGCUGCCGCCGCUGCUGCAGCAGCUGCUCAAUUACAGCAGAAACUCAAUAAUCGUCUCCAAUUGAAUACUAACUCGUUACCCAAUGGAACAACUUCUCGUGCAGGUACCUUGUACGAAUCUCGUUCAAGUGUUUCUUCUCCAUAUGGAAGUGGUUCGUCGUUGAAUCGAUCCAGUUCGAUACGUCGUGCAUCCAUUCGUGAUCGUGAGAAAGUCAAAAAAUUAAACGAGAAUUUCUUCGAAGUUUUACAAGCGAGGGAUAAGAUUCAAGAAGAUGUUGACGAAGGUCUAACGAACGGAGCAUUGUCUUCUCCACCGCCGGCUAAAUCAUCUUCCAAAGAGGAACAUACAAAUAGUGUUACGACGACAACAGCAACCGAAUCAACCGUUCGUGAACCGACAACAGUAAACUCUGUAAAAAAGCCGAUGGCACCAGUCAUCGAAUCGAAUCUUCCUCCAUUGAAAGCACCUCUUCCACCUCCAAUCAAUCAAACGACUGCCGACACAUUAAGUGACGUUAAACGACGACGUGAAGAACGACGUCGCGUUCUAAACAAUGGUUUAUCAUCUAAUGAUCCUCCUACUCUUUCAUCUUCUACGCUUCCAUCUCCAGGAGCUGAUACGAACCAUAAAGACAAUAAUCACAUAAAAAUUUCCAAUGGUAUUCAUACCUCAACAAUUUUCGAUACAAAAGACAGAUACGCUUCACCAAAACAAGUCGAACUUCAUCAUGCAACAGGCGAUGAUCGAGAAAAACGCAUUUGUUGUACUAUUUUGUGA
Adineta ricciae is the source of this 1869-nucleotide messenger RNA. The record is from the annotation of a GenBank genome assembly. NCBI's taxonomy places the organism in Eukaryota, Metazoa, Rotifera, Eurotatoria, Adinetida, Adinetidae.